This is a messenger RNA of Macrosteles quadrilineatus (aster leafhopper), 1985 nucleotides long. RefSeq names its product methyltransferase-like protein 22. The transcript has 7 exons. Gene Ontology annotation, molecular function: protein methyltransferase activity. Bases 204 to 1061 code for a protein of 285 amino acids. Gene Ontology annotation, cellular component: nucleus. NCBI's taxonomy places the organism in Eukaryota, Metazoa, Arthropoda, Insecta, Hemiptera, Cicadellidae. Gene Ontology annotation, biological process: protein methylation. The record is from RefSeq and is a predicted model, not a curated record.
UAUUUUGGCAUACUUUUUGGAAAUAUGCCAAAACUCCACCUGUUCAGUGACAAUUUACUCAAUUCUAUUCCUGUCAUUGCCAUUGCUUUGCUGUUUAGUCUUAGAACCAGGCAUUUGUAGGCCUAGGUCUGAAACACUCCUGUGUAUGGAACAAAUUUCUAUCAACAGCGUGAAGCUAUUUUAUCAUAAAAUCAGAUUUUGAGAUGGCUUCUGAAGAACUGACAGUAACCUCUGAGAUAUAUUCUGAAUUGGAAGGAUGUCUUUUAAGAGGUGUUUCGGAAGAAAAUAUGGUUUCUUAUUUCAAAUUCAAUUAUCCUUUGAACAAGAAGGAAGACACAAAUGAAAUAGAAGUUGAUGAGGAUGGAGACAUGGUGGUGCAACGUAGAAAAGAUGAUAAUGAAAAGGUUUUAAAAAUAGAGCACAGCACAGCUACGCCUAUCCGUCUGGUAGGUCUGCAGGUGUGGAGGGGUGCAUUGUUACUGGCCGACUACGUGUUACAUCACGCUCAGGCUCUGCAGCACUCCACGGUGUUAGAACUAGGAUCUGGUGUAGGCCUCACUAGUAUUGUUACCAGUAUAGUGGCUAAACAUAUCGUCUGCACAGAUGUGGAUCUGGAAGGCAUAUUGAAUCUUAUAGCAUCUAAUGUCAAAUUAAACUCUGAUCUUGUCAAAGCUCCCAUCACAGUCAAAGCAUUGGACUUCUUCCAAACAGAAUGGGACGAAGAGAUGAAGGCAAUUAUGAACGAAGUGGACUUGGUUUUGGCUGCUGAUGUAAUUUAUGAUAAUGAUUUGACCGAUGCAAUUGUCAAAACAUUAACAAAAAUAUUAAGUACGCCUCCAAAGAAAGUUGUUCUUGUGGCGUUAGAGAAGAGGUUCGUGUUUACAUUGGAAGACUUAGACGUGGUUGCACCAUGUUAUGAACAUUUCCUCAAGGUAAUCAAGCAAGAAUGGAUGUCUCCGCCAAUGUCAAAUUGGUCAAUGGAACAGCUUCCAUUGGACUUUCCUCAGUACUUCCACUAUGACCGGACCAAACACCUUGUUAUAUGGAAGUUAUCAUCAUGAUCUGGGCACUCAGUGUUAUAACAAUUCACUCAGUGUUGGUAUUUGUAUCUGAUAAGACGAUUCUAUGAGUUUAAGCGAAGCUCAUUUAGUUGUUUAAAGCAACUUCUGAUCAGCUAUAUUCCUUAUUAUUUUUACAAAGAAGUAACUAGAUGGAGGAGGUUUUUAUAUCAGUGACUUUUGUUUGACCGAGAUCAAAUGCCAACUUAAGGCGAAGCUGGUUUUUAUAGCAAAGGAGAGUUUACAGAAGCCCCUAUUCCAGAGCGCUGUUAUCAUUGAUACCCACUUACUGCACACAUCAACAUUUCCUCUGGGUCAUCAAAAAUUGAUAAUCAAAUUAGAUUAUCAAUAUUUCCUGUGGCAGUGAGUCAAUGACUUUGUUGAAGAUUUAAAUUUUUUACUAUCUGCAGUAACAUUUUUGUUCUUACCUCUUUACUCAAAAUACAAUCAACAACAUUUGGGCGAAACCUGUAUCAGCAUAUUUACACUAUUUUAAACAUUUAUGAGUGAUCCAGUGUAUCUAAAUCCUAAAUCAAGUUUGUUUUUGAAAUUGCAUAAAAACUGACAUUUUCAAAGCAGCUUGAAUUGAACCUUUUCAUCUAGUUUGUUUUGUUAUAGCCAGGUGUUAGCUCAUAGUUAGACAUAAUUUUCUCACCAACUAUGAUCAAAAUGAGUUCAAAAUUAUUGUUAGUUUGUUGUUACCAAAUUGUGAAUGUUUUUAGAUACCUAUUUUAAGUAAUAUUUAUUAUUAAAAUAUUUUUGUUAUCUAGUUGUAGUAAGUUAUUUAUGUAUAACUUUAAUCACUAGUCAUGGGAAAGACAAAAAUAUUUGCCAAAGAAAUUAUAGUAUUAACAAAUUCUAGUCAGUUUAGUUUCCUAGAACUGUAAAGUACCAAAUAUACGUGAAUUAUUAAAUAUUAAUCAUUAA